This is a messenger RNA of Brassica rapa (field mustard), 1527 nucleotides long. RefSeq lists its product as uncharacterized. The record is from RefSeq and is a predicted model, not a curated record. NCBI's taxonomy places the organism in Eukaryota, Viridiplantae, Streptophyta, Magnoliopsida, Brassicales, Brassicaceae.
AUGGACGACGGACUCUCAAAAGUGAUGCAGGCAAUGUCUUUGGAGGAGGAUGAACCAGUUCUGCUUACGGACGAUGAGGACUACAGCGCUGCUAUUCGGAAUGAGAAAAGUCUUAUUGGGAGAUUACUUAACCCUGAAUGCCAAAACAUGGCAAGAAUGCUCCGUACGAUGCCAAAGAUUUGGAGAAUCUAUGAUCGGGUCCGAGGAAUAGCUCUCUCUAAAGAAAGUUUCCAGUUCAUCUUUGAUCUUGAAACAGAUCUUCAGACGGUACUGAAACAAGGGUUCUGGACCUUUGAUGAUUGGGGGAUGGUUAUGGAUCGUUGGAUGGAAUUUCCUCCAUCAGAUUUUCUACAAAUGGCAUCAGUCUGGAUUCGUAUCCUCAAGCUACCGGUGAAUUACCUGACCUUGAAAACCAUAAGGGCUAUCUCGCACCCGAUUGGUCAUGUUAAGGAUAUCGAAUUCGAUCCGUUGAAGCCGCACCUGCAAGAGUAUGUUCGAGUCAGAGUGAUCAUUGACCUACAGCAGCCUGUGAGAGAUACAAAAUCAGUUAAUCUUGCUAAAGGUGGCAGUUUCAAGGUGGAUGUGGAAUAUGAAAGAAUAAGGAAGAAGUGCUUUCACUGCUUUGGUCUAUCACACGAGAAACAUAGAUGCCCUUUGUUGAAGGGAGUGAAGAACAGAGGGAUGUCAUCGUCGGACAAAGGAAAAGAAGUGAUGGUUCCUCCUGUGAUUCAUCGGAAACAUCACACUGACUUGGUGGACACAUUAAUGCCGUUAUUGUCUCAAUCUGUGCCGCCUGGUUUUGCGCCUCGUUCGGUUGUGGCUCCUGAAGUCUUUGAGGAGAUGCAGUUAUAUAUGAACUGCACUGACCCUGAGGAACGCCGCAUAAGAGAGUUCAGAAUGAAGGAGGUUUUACGUGUUUUAUCCUCUAACCCAGGGGCUCAAAGCUCAUACCUUCGUAUGGAGGAACAGCCAAGGAUCUCUGCAGUUCAGAACAGUAUGCUAGGCAGAGUCUUUGACUUUCACACGGUAGAGAUUGAAAGUGAGAAACCAUUGACAGAAGAAGGAGAUAUCAAUAAUACACAUGACGGUGAAGAGAGUACUGAGGUCACAAAAACCAAUCAACAUGUGGGUGACGUAAGGAAGGAGAAUCCACAGGAGCAUAGAACCUCAAUGGUAUCAAGUCAAAACCUUCUUAUAGGCCAUCAUCGGGAGACUGUCGAAGAUUCUGGGGAUUAUCAACCACCAAAAACAGGAGCACUCUUUAAUAUGGGUCAUGAUCACCGCUCGAUCUUUGGUGCUAGUGGAAGAAGUCAUUCCUCAACGCGUAAAGGAUCAUCCUGGAAAAGGUUUAAGCAGACCUCAAAUAGAACAAGAAGGUCUUCUAAGGCAUAUCAUAACUCACAGGAACAGAAUGAGACAGACAGUAGCGUGAAGAGGAAGUCAAGGGAGGAAAUGGAGGGAACGUCGAAAUUCUCCAAACAUGCUGAAGGUUUGAUGGUUCACCAGAAACCAUCCAGUUCUCAAUGA